AAAUUUGGGAUUUUAUGAGUUGUUUGUACCCCAAUGCAUCACUAUCACAAAGUACAAAGUGAAAAUAAUUAAAUACCAGCAGCCAGCUGUUCGGCUAGUUAGUUUGCCUUUAACCAUCCAACUCGAUGCUCUAGCUUCGUGAUCGGUAUUCCCCGACUACGAGAAUUCAUUUAGCGAUCAACUCUGGAGUGAAUUGCUUGCAUUUUACUACGCAAAAUACGCGAAUCGGAAUCAGCUAAACGUUUUCACACUUUAAACAGUGCCGAUUAGCAAUGAACCAGAAAUCGGUUUGCUGCUGUUAUCAACACACGAGAAUCCACGUUCCACGAGCAUAAUGCUUGCGCUGGUUUGGAUGAUUUGUGCCGCGAGCAACAUUGCGUUGGCGACCUCCUACGUGAUAAAGCCCAGUGGAAAAAUAACCAUCUCGCCGAGUGUUGUAGAUCUGGACAGCAACGUCACGUUCUACACCGUUAGCUGCCGGCUUGAUAAUGUGCAGGAUGGACUGGACAGCAGUUCGCUGUUUAUUGAGCUGCAAAACGAGAGGAUUAAGUCGGAGAUUCUCAACGAAAGCACAAUCGUCGCGGUGCAACAGGUCAACGGUGCAGUGCUGGAAAAGUGCGGCGUUCGGAAGUACAUUUGCUACAGCGGAGGAUCCGGGCUGGACGUAGCCAGGGUCACCGUUGGGUGGAUUCCGGCGAAGAUUCUCCCGGCGGAGAUCCGGUGCAUUUCCGAGGAUUUGCGUGACCUGCGGUGUGAAGUGCCUAUUAAACGUCCGUGUGAUCUGGAGACGAGCUACAAGAUGAUGAUGAAUUACCGUUUUGGGAGUAGUUUGUGCAGUGUCGAAGUGGUUGGGGGUAGUUUGGUGUAUGAUAGUAGUGAUGAGAAUCAGCGAUGUAUGUACAGGAAUGGGGUGGAGGUUUUGAGGUUUGAAUUGGAAGUCAUCAACGCGAUCGGAAGAAGAGUUACGUCGUUUGAGUUGAACAAUUAUGAUCUUGUGAGACCUGGACCGGUUGGUCGGUUACGAGUGACUAACGUGACUAGCAGAGAUUUGGAAAUACGAUGGGUUGAGGAGAUGUCGUUGGACCACUUACAGCGUACCUUUGAGUACCAGUUCCAGUUGAUCUCUGAUUAUGGAAGUAACAUAAGCACAGUCGAGAAGACUCUUACUAUGAUUUACCAGUAUUCAAUGAAUAAUCUUCAACCCUUCACAAACUACACUUUGAAAGUGAGACUUCGAUUGGUUCCAAAGUCAGCAAGAUCAUUCGAUGAUCAGUACUGGUCAGAAUGGAGUUCGGUUUCGUUCAAAACUUUGGCCAGCAAACCAGACCAAGCUCCGAAGACAGUCCCAGGAGCGUUUAGCUUCAAAUCUUGGCAUGGUAAGCUAGCAACGUUCGAUGUCUACUGGGAACACAUUCCUGAAUAUCAUCAGAAUGGACCCGGAUUCAGGUAUAACGUCUCUGCAGUAUCGGAUACCGGACAGACAUUCCACCCAGUUCAAAGUCCUGCGACAUCACCCGUUGCAACAUUCGAAAACAUGAGCAAUGCUCACUAUCGAGUCUUAAUAUCCUGCUACAACGACGAAGGAUCUGUCGAAAAUCCCAACGAAUUACACGUGUUCCCUCCCAACCCAUCCAAUCAACCAAAGAUCAAACGAGUCCUCAACAGUGCCCACUUCGAGGUGUCCUGGCACGCACCAACCCACCAACAAGAUUUAACCAGUUACACCGUAAUGUACUGCAACUAUACCUCCGCAAACGUCUGCCAAGACUCGAUCCGAUUCGCCUCGGUUCCACCAAACACCACCAAACUCAGAAUCUCCUCAACCUCAACCCUAAACUUUGCCGUGUCGGCAAACUUUGCCCACUUUUCAACACCCCUGUCCUGGCAGGAGUGCAUCGUGUCCCCGGCGGACGUCGGAAUCGGACAGCCAAAGUUCGACGUCAUCGAUGUGCGGGGAGAUUCGCUCGUGUUGCUGUUCAACACCGGCUGCAUCGAGCGAUCCUUCUACGACCGGAUGAGGCUGUUGGUGUGGAAGGGGUCGGAUGUGGUUUUGCGGGCUGAUUUCGAGCCGUAUCGGGAUCGGUUUGCGGUACAGGGAUUGUCGCCAGGGACGGAGUAUGCAGUCCAGGUGUUGGCGUACGACGGACUUGGAAUGGUUCAGCACACACGGACGGUGGUCACAAAGGCUGACAAUGAUUCAACGGAGAGUAAUAGUUCGGUGUUUGAUUAUCCGAUCCAAAAUUUGAACCCGUUCACCGAGUACAAGCUUGGAGUGCGACUUCGAGUGGUUCCUCGCAGCGUUCGACUGCUGGACGAGGAGUACUGGUCCAGCUGGAGCUGGACCUUCUUCAAAACCAAGGCUCGAAAGCCGGAUGUAGCUCCCAGAACGAUUCCCGGAGCGUUCAGCUUCAAGGACCAAAAGGGAGAUCGAGCGACGCUCGAGGUGUACUGGGAACCAAUGCUGGAAAGUCAGUGGAAUGGUCCGGGAUUCCGGUAUAACGUAUCGGCAGUUUCGGAUUCUGGUCAGUGGUUCAUUACCGUCAACGAUUCUAGAGAUUUGCCUUAUGAAGUAGCCACUUUCGAAGACAUUACACUAGAUCACUAUCGAAUCCUGGUGUCAUGUUACAAUGACAAAGGAUCUUUCCAGGGUUCUAACAUAAUGGAAGUGUUCCCUCCAAAGCAUGAUCUCAAACCUAAAAUUAAAAAAGUAUCAAAUAACAGACAGAGCUUCAACGUAUCGUGGUAUCCACCAUCUGUCCAAACCGGUAUCUCAAACUACACCGUAAUGUAUUGCAACCUAACAUCGUCGUCUUCCUGCAAGGAUUCCAUCCGCUUCGUCACCGUUCCAUCAACCAACACCAGCUUCAGCGUGUCCUCCCCAACCGUACUUAACUUUGCCGUAUCAGCAAAUUACCCAAACCACUCGUCGGAUUUCUCCUGGCAACAGUGUCUCGUCUCUCCGGGGGCCGACAUCGGUUCACCCCAGUUCGACCCGUGCAACGUUACGGACACCUCCUUCGACAUCCGCCUGACAACGGCGUGCUCCAGCAGUUCCCUGUACGAGCUGCUCGAAGUUUACGUACUGACCAUGAACGGAAGCCACAUUUGGAAUACAAGUUUGGAACAACCUCAGGAAAGAAUCUCAUUUGGAGAUUUGUCACCCGAUACGGAGUAUGUCGUGAAGGUUGUGGCAUUCGAUGAGAGUGGGAAUCCUCACGAAACUUCAAAAACUGUGCAAACUGCUCCAAAAUUCACAAAACUGCAGCUGACGCUGUUCUUCCUCUGCGGAGUGCUGCUGGUAUCCGCGCUGACCAUGGGAACCACCCGGAAGGUGAACAGCCUGAGGAACAUCCACGUUGAAAUGCCCGUUGCGCUGCAGACUCUGUUUGGGAUCGAUGGGGAAGAGACGAAAAUGAUUCUCAGAUCAGACUUUACAGAAAACGUUGAAAGAACUCCCAGGAUUUAUGUUGAACUGCCCAGCAAAGGAUACACCAAUAUCUCAAUGGUGAUACCGGAAGAGGACGAUGAAAUUGAGGAUGGUUCUUUACUUAAGGUGGAAGCAGUUCGGAGUUCAAACGACGUCUUCAAGGAAAAAUUAAGAGAUACAACAUUAAAAGCGUCAGAUGAACUUCAAGCUGAGAAUAUUCAACCGAUACAAUCAAAUGGUUACGUUUUGGCAGCACAAGUCAUGACACCCAAAGAGAAUUCAGCUCCACAACUUCCGAAAAAUGUGACGAUUGGGUCAGCUUCUGGAUACGUUGUUUUUAAAUAAAGAACUAUCUUCAUUCAAUCAUUUGGCCGAAAUCAAGUUUCUGAGAAAUGUUUUAUUUUUAGAAAUAAAGAAUCAUAACAACCUACCAAAGUGAUUUUGGUGCCUGCCAU
Messenger RNA from Culex pipiens pallens (northern house mosquito), 3882 nucleotides. RefSeq lists its product as uncharacterized. Bases 335 to 3772 code for a protein of 1145 amino acids. The transcript has 7 exons. Gene Ontology annotation, molecular function: protein binding. Gene Ontology annotation, biological process: cell-cell adhesion. Lineage: Eukaryota; Metazoa; Arthropoda; Insecta; Diptera; Culicidae. The record is from RefSeq and is a predicted model, not a curated record.